CUGAGCACACACAGCCUAGAAGAUGGCUGAUUGCUGAAUGCUGUGUGAGUGCCCUUCCCUUUAGUUUCAAUCAGACUGAGACUUUUGUUAUGGAAAAUAAGGAAACUUUGUUAUAGGAAGUACAUACGUGGAUAGACAAAAUCCUCGUUCUAGCUAACUAACUUGAUUGCAGAGAUGCAAGGAGCCAUGUUUGCUCUUUCACCUCUGAAGGGCAGAGAGCGAGAGAGAGACAAAGGAAAGAUGUCUCCUCUCUCCCAAAAUAGGAUGGAGUCAGAAAAUGAGGUCAGCGACCCUACGAAUGUCAGUUUACACCUGAAGGAAGGUUAGCGUAGGUUAGGUCAGAAAGACAGUCUAGGAAGCUUGGAGGUUCCCUUCUCUAUCUACUUUCCCCCCACGCAAACCCACCCAAGUUGAGUUGCAUCCCAACACUUCCAACAUUUGAAGUUUCCUGGCUUUGCAGUUCCUAAUGUUGAUGACCGGUAUUGGGACGUACGGCUUAAGGUAUUUUCCUGCUUGUGGCAAAGGAUAACACCUUUCCACGUGCAGAAGCCAACUAGAGUGUUAGCUGAAUCUCAAGACAACAGUGGCAAACAGUUUUCUGCCUGAGGGAGCUGCCUUCCUCUGCCCAAUGGUGGGGCCGGCCUUGACUGAGAACGGCCAUAGGCCAAUGGCGAAGAUUAGGCCGUGCACACAGAUCAGAUGCCGCUGUCUCCACGAUGUCCAUUUAAAAGAUCUCAUAUUGCAGGGUUGGGGGGGGCGGAGUUUAGUCUGCCUCACUUCAUUGAGCUAGUGUCAGACCAAUGGCCCAAGUCAGCCUGAAAUUUGCUGGGUCUUCUUUCUAUAAAGCCAUCUAAGCCAAUGGCCGUUACCAAAUAUAUAAAAAAAGGAGUUUCAUAACUCAACAGAUUACAGAAGUUCACAAGUGGGAUGCUUCAUUUCAUUUGCCCUCCUGCCUGCCCCAAUAGUCUGAGGAUUCCAUGGCCACUGAGCAUGCUCAGCUCUCAUUGGGAUCUUUUGGGGGUCCCCACCCCACCAUAUCCCCCCCCCAAAUAGUUUUUAUGCUUUCAAGUGAAUCUUGGCUUUUUCCCUCUUGAACCUGCUUGUCCCUCCCUUCAUGCAUGUUGGUUGGUGCCUUCUGGUGACAGAAACCAUGACCAUCAGAAAUUACUCUUGCUUCUGUUUGUGCAAGCCUCUCCUUGCGAAUCGAGGUGUUAUUUACUAAAUUCUCAGCUGGCCUAGAAAGCCAUUCCCAUCCCGCACCAAGGAACUGACACACGCGGACCCCGUGCGCUUGCCUCUCCAGGUCGUGCUGUUUAAUUUGUGAGUUUCGUACCAGCCACCCACAGUCCGUUGCCCGGUUCUUCCAGUGCAUGGCGUGAGCCACCGCUCUGUUUUCCUUGCCAUGCUUUGAGCUCCAGCUGUAGUAGGUGAUCGCGAUGUUGCAGCAGGGAAAGAACUGGAAUAUGUGUAAGGGUCUCAUCUUAGGAACUCUCCUAACCAGUUUCAUGCUGUUGCUGUACUCUUACGCCGUCCCACAUGUCAGCAUGACGGAGGUCCCGAUCCCCUACUCAUGCUCUUCCUACCCUGCCCAGGCCCGGCUGCCGGUGCUGGCAAACGGUAGCCGCAAUCCGCCGGGGCAGAGGUGCCACCCCAAGCUGGACAUCAUGUUCAUGAAGACCCACAAGACAGCCAGCAGCACCAUUAUCAAUAUCCUCUUCCGCUUCGGGGAGAAGCACCGCCUCAAGUUUGCCUUCCCCAACGGACGCAACGACUUCCACUAUCCGUCCUUCUUUGAGCGAAGCCAAGUGAAGGACUACCAGCCCGGCAUGUGCUUCAACAUCAUUUGCAACCACAUGCGCUUCCACUACGAGGAAGUGCGCAAGCUGCUGCCGACCGACACCAUCUUUGUGACCGUGCUGCGGAACCCCGCCUACCUCUUUGAGUCCUCCUUCCAUUACUUUGGGCGCAUCAUUCCCUUGACCUGGAAGCUGUCGGGUGAGGAUAAGCUGGCCGAAUUCCUGCGUGAUCCUUGGCAUUACUACGAUCCCAAUGGGUUCAACGCUCACUUCCUCCGGAACCUCCUGUUCUUCGAUCUGGGCUACGACAACAACAUGAACGCUAACAGCCCCCUGGUUGACCGGUAUAUCCGCGAGGUUGACGACCGCUUCCACCUGGUCAUGCUGGUGGAGUACUUUGACGAAUCACUGAUGCUUCUGAAGGAUUUGCUGUGCUGGGAGCUGGAGGAUGUCCUCUACUUCAAGCUCAAUGCUCGGAAAGACUCCACAGUCUCCAAGCUGAUGGGAGAUCUCUACCAGAAGGCCACUGCCUGGAACCUCAUCGACACCAAGCUCUACCGCUACUUCAACACCACCUUCUGGCGCAAGGUGGAAGCAUAUGGGCACGAGCGGAUGGCCAAAGACGUGGCCAGGCUUCAAGAAGAGAAUGAGAAGAUGAAGAGCAUCUGCAUUGAUGGUGGGCGCCCGGUGGAUGCCAACGCCAUCCAGGAGUCCGCCAUGCAACCGUGGCAGCCGCUCGGCAAAAAAUCUAUCCUGGGCUACAAUCUGAAAAAAAGGAUCAACAAGAAACACCGGAAGCUUUGCCGUAAGAUGCUGAUGCCUGAGAUCCAGUACCUGAUGGACCUGGGGGUCAACCUCUGGGUCACCAAGCUGUGGAGAUGGGUGUGCGAUUUCCUCAUCUGGUAGAAGGACCACGAUCCCUGUCCCCCAUCUGUCCCGUCCUAGAGAAGGACCAGCUUUCAUUUUGAUCUUCUCUGCUGCCCCGCCUUCUUCUUCACAGCUCAUGUUGUGCCACCAGCAACUUGUGUGAACUUGUGUGAGAGCAAAAAGGCACAGCGGCCUGGAGAGGAAUAACCAGAGCAGAGCUUGGAAAAGUUACUUUUUUGAACUACAACUCCCAUCAGCCCCAGCCAGCAAGACCACUGGAUUGGGCUGAUGGGAGUUGUAGUUCAAAAAAGUAACUUUUCCAAGCUCUGAUUAGAGCUUGCGGCUAAGUGGGGAGAAUUUCCUCAGCGCCCAUUUUGGCCCAGGCUUUGGCGGGAGGGUAGCUGAGGCACAGGCAAAGGGCUGAAGCAGAUGGGAUCCCCACCCAUGGGUGCAAUGUGGAUCCCAAAGACCUGAGUCAGCCCCACUGCUUUAACUCAGAGCAGAGCAAACAACAACAGACCAUGGCACCAUGACACCCUUGCCAAUUGCAUUAUUUUGCUAACCGUUUAGAGCUUUGACUUUCUCCUUCUUCCUGACUUCUGUUUCAAACUGGGGUUGGACAGUGGAGGAUGAGCGGCCACCCUGCUUUCUUCACCCGCAGGAUUGGGAGGAGCCGGAGGAAAGCGGCUGCUUGGAGUUGGUGGGGUGUGCUUCUGUGCUGAUGAAUCUUAUGCAUUGAUGGAUGUUCCUUUUCUAAAGAAGGGAGUCGGCACACAGGCAGUUUCCCCCCGUGACGGACGGCAAUGCAUUUUGUAAUGAGCGUGUGAGGAAGAGAGACCCAAAUGUUGUUGUCCAUGGGUGGUAUUCAAUGUGUGCCCUGCUCAGAGUAGACCCAUUGAAGUUAAUAGACAUGAUUAACUUAGAUUUAUUCAUUUUAGUAGGAUUACUCUAAGAAGGACUCAGUUGAAUACAACCCCCUGCGUCUAUGGUCAUAUAUACACCACAGGCUUAGACACUUGAAAUAAGGGUAGCCACCAUGAGGUCCUCCAGAUGUGGCUGGACUCUGACUAUAGUCAUCUCUGACUUUUGGCCAUUCUGGCUGGGGACGAUGGGGUCCAACAACAUCUGGAGAGGAACCACAUUACCUGCCCCCAUGUUAAAUAGCCAUCUCUCCUCUGGGAAUCCUGAGCACUGUAAUUCUUUGACAGGAGAGAGGGCAGUCUAAUAGAAUUCUCUACGCCUGCGUCAUCUUACAGCUCCCAGGAUUCUUUGGGGGAAAUCCACAACAGUUAAAUCAACACAAAACUGCUAUAGGUUGGUAGUGUUAAUAUUGCUCAUACAUCUACUGAGUAGAUGAGUUGCGAUUGUGUGUUUUAAUUGCACACGCCAACUCCGACACAAGCAUUUUUAAAGGGUGGUGUUUUGCCUCCUUGUGGUGGUGUUGUUGGAACGUCAUUCCUAAGCCUGAAUCAGUACAGUCUCUUUUUUUUUUGCUGCAAGGAACGAGUGUGUUCUCGGCCAUGUGCUCACAUCUGCCUCCCUUUCAGAAUUGUGCAUGUCACAAUGUGUGAGAGGCAGCAAGAAACUGGGAUUUGCACUGACUCGCAACGAGGCAGCCUGUGGACAGUCCACAGGUUGCCCAGCAGCUUUUGCCAACCUGGCAUCCUGCAGAUGUUUUAUAUUAUGACUGCCAUCAGCCCCAGGCAGUAUAGCAAAUGACAUUAGGAGUGAAACACCCUUCAUCCACGGCCAAUCUGCAAAUUCAAACCACAGUAAGAAAAAAGUGGUGUUGCUUUAAGCCCAGCCUUGUGCAAACGGAGUCUGUUGAGGAACAUGGAGUUACAGUGCCUGUUGACAUUUAACUGGAAGACCUCAAGGUAGCAUUCUGUGCCCAGGAUAUAUAUGCAUAUGCACAUCAACAUCAUCCAGUUGAGCCAUGUUCUGUAUACCUCUGAGGGCUGGUCCAUGUGCUGCAGAAUGUAGCCUGAUUUAUUUCUCCAAACCUCUGCCUCUUCUGCCAUCUUCGCCAGAGCUAAUGUCCUCACUGGUUUGAGGGUCCUGGAGUUCAGCCGCUACUAGCUAUGGGAUCUGAUGACGACUAGUAUACUUACAGGGAGGGCUCAACUCAAAAAGUAAGGAAAGAGCAGGGGGAGGGAGGAGGAUGUUUCCCAGUUGCUGCUUCUUGCUAAAAAUGAAUCUAGGAAAGGCAUCAAAAAGCACAUCCAACACACAUUUAAAGCACCCAACCUCCCCCAAAAGAACGCUGGGAACUGUGAUUUCCCCUUCAUAGAGUUACAAAUCCCCAGUACCCUUAACAGCUCCCAUGAUUCUUUGGUGGGAGCAUUAAAUGUGUGUUGGAUGUGCUUUAAAUGUAUGGUGUGGACCUGUGAGAGUGAUUUUAUGCUACGUGUAGGAGCUCCUUGGGAGAUGGCGCUAAAGGGCAAAGGAAAUAUGGGAAGUGUGCUGUUGGUAUGGGAAGGGAGAUCCCUUUGGGAAUCUCUUUGUCAAAAAGUUUAAAAGGACAUCACUUCCUAUCACAUCUGUCCUAUCACAGCAUGCUCUCGUUAUACACACACACACACACACACACAACAUACCCCCAUUAACUCACCAUGUAUGUCUAAUGUUCUCAAUUUGCAAAAAAACACUAUAAUUUUGUAAAAUAGUUAUAAUGUAUAUUAGAGUGUUUUUAAUACAAAGAUCUUUGAGCUGU
Rhineura floridana is the source of this 5376-nucleotide messenger RNA. RefSeq names its product galactose-3-O-sulfotransferase 1 (gene GAL3ST1). Gene Ontology annotation, biological process: galactosylceramide biosynthetic process; myelination. The coding region runs from base 1437 to 2702 and encodes 421 amino acids. Gene Ontology annotation, cellular component: membrane. The record is from RefSeq and is a predicted model, not a curated record. The transcript is spliced from 3 exons. NCBI's taxonomy places the organism in Eukaryota, Metazoa, Chordata, Lepidosauria, Squamata, Rhineuridae. Gene Ontology annotation, molecular function: galactosylceramide sulfotransferase activity; DNA binding.